Closterium sp. NIES-65 is the source of this 747-nucleotide messenger RNA. The record is from the annotation of a GenBank genome assembly. Lineage: Eukaryota; Viridiplantae; Streptophyta; Zygnematophyceae; Desmidiales; Closteriaceae.
AUGGACGUGGACGUGGACGUGGACGUGGACGUGGACGUGGACGUGGACGUGGACAUGGACAUGGACGUGGACGUGGACGUGGACGUGGACGUGGACGUGGACGUGGACAUGGACGUGGACAUGGACGUGGACGUGGACAUGGACGUGGACAUGGACGUGGACGUGGACGUGGACGUGGACAUGGACGUGGACGUGGACGUGGACGUGGACGUGGACGUGGACGUGGACGUGGACAUGGACGUGGACGUGGACGUGGACGUGGACGUGGACGUGGACGUGGACGUGGACGUGGACGUGGACAUGGACGUGGACGUGGACGUGGACGUGGACGUGGACAUGGACAUGGACGUGGACGUGGACGUGGACGUGGACGUGGACGUGGACGUGGACGUGGACGUGGAGGACUUGGACGUGGACAUGGACGUGGACGUGGACGUGGACGUGGACAUGGACGUGGACAUGGACGUGGACGUGGACGUGGACGUGGACGUGGACAUGGACGUGGACGUGGACGUGGACGUGGACGACUUGGACGUGGACGUGGACGUGGACGUGGACAUGGACGUGGACGUGGACGUGGACAUGGACGUGGACAUGGACGUGGACGUGGACGUGGACAUGGACGUGGACAUGGACGUGGACGUGGACGUGGACGUGGACAUGGACAUGGACGUGGACGUGGACGUGGACGUGGACAUGGACGUGGACGUGGACGUGGCGUGGCUUGUGGUGAAUGGGAGUGCGUGA